AUGGCGGACGGGCCGACGGUGCGCGUGUCCCAGGGGGCUCUGCGCGGCAGCAGCGUGCCGGGCGCUUGGGCCAGCAGCUACCUCGCCUUCCGCGGCAUCCCCUACGCACAGCCGCCUGUCGGGGAGCUGCGCUUCAAGCCGCCGCAGCCGGGCGCUCCCUGGAGCGGAGUGCGGGACGCGACCAGCGAGGGCAGCGUGGCUCCCCAGCUGGACGGUGACACGGGCCGCUACAUGGGCGACGAAGACUGCCUCUUCCUCAACGUCUACACGCCGCGGCUUCCUUCGGAGGCCACCAGGGAGCUGCUGCCUGUGAUGGUGUUGGUGCACGGCGGAGGGCUGGUGCAUCUGUCUGGGAGCAGCCAGUGGUGGGGACCGGACUUCCUCGUAAGGCGCGGCGUCGUUAUGGUUUCCUUCAACUACCGGCUCGGAGUACUGGGUUUCCUGGCUACCGGCGACUCCGUGGUGCCCGGCAACAUGGGCUUCAAGGACCAGGUGAUGGCGUUGCGCUGGGUGCGCGACAACAUCGCCAGCUUCGGCGGGGAUCCUGACAACGUCACCAUCUUCGGGGUCAGCGCAGGCGGCUGGUCUUGCCACGCGCUCAUGAUGUCGCCUCUAGCUAAGGGGCUGUUCCGGCGAGUGAUCGCGCAGAGCGGCGUGGCAGUGGGCGACGGCGCGUUCAGCGCGCGGCUGCCGGAGCGCUCGUUCGCGCUGGCUGCCCACCUCGGCCUCACGACAACAGACUCCAGCCAGCUGCUCGACUUCCUGGCGCGCCAGCCCGCCACGGCGCUCGUCGAGAACACUCUUCAAGGUCGCACCGAGGAGGACAAGGCGCGUGGGCUGAUGUUCCCCUUCGUGGGCACCGUGGAGCCGGCGGGAGAGGGCGCCUUCCUGACGCGCCACCCCGAGGACAUCCUGCGCAGCGGCGACUUCCAGCAGCUGCCGCUCAUCACGGGCGCCACCGCCUUCGAGGGCUCACUCUUUCUCCCAGGUCUGCUGAAGGAGCCGAAGAUCGUAACGAAUUACGCUGUGAACCACCGGCUACUCAUUCCAUACAACCUCGGGUGCAGAGGCGAGGACAGGGAUGCAGUGGCAGAGCAGAUACGCAGUUUCUACUUCGGAGACCGAGCGAUUUGUAUGGAAACUAUGAAGGAGCUUUGCAUGCUGCGAGGCGACGCGAUGUUCACCUACCCCGCAGUGAGAGCGGCAACAGCUCACGGUGCUAAGUCUGUGGCACCUGUGUACUUUUACAAAUUAGAUGCCUUCAGAAAAAUGGUCCUAGGAGAUACAGUUCCAGAAGAGGUGAAGCAACAGGCGGAGAAAGCUGAUGCUGCCGGCCAUGGAGCAGACUUAGGAUACCUGUUUCGAUGUGUACUCUAUCCUGAGAUACCAGAGCCAAGUUCUCCUGAUGGGAAGAUCAUUGACACGAUGACACGACUGUGGACAGACUUCGCCAAGACAGGGAGUCCGACGCCUGGGGCGGCGGAGGGCGAACAGCUGCAGUGGCCGGCGUUCAGCGCGGAGGCGGCCGCCUACCUGCUCGUCAGCCCCGGCGGCUUCAGCGUCGUCCACAGGCCUUUCGCCCAGCGGGUCGCUUUCUGGGACAGCUUGUACACCCGGUACAGUGCUUAGCCUGCUGUCUCAUUCUGCAAUAGGAAACAGGAAACUCUAAAUCAAACCGCGUAUUUGGAAUUGCCUUUGUGAAGCACUGUUAAAUUCUUUUCUUAUAAGAUCUGAUUCCAUUAGCACUGUCAGUACAGCAAGUUACUGACGCAGAAAGGUCUCGUGAUGUAUGCGGAUGAACAACCGUAUUCGUACAUUCCAUUAAAUGAACAAACCCACCUCCUCACCAUCUAAAAAAAAUGGCCAAAAUCGUUUCAAAUAUGUGACACUAUUAACACGCCUCAAGGUUCGACCAUUGGUCUCACUUGCAAAUCACCCCCACUUUGAUUUUAACUGUGUCUCUGCAACUAAAUUCUACAAAUUACGGCAAACCGUACAGAUAUCUGCACUCAGGUGGACUCCUAUAUACAGGACGUCAAUAAUUAAGUUCCAGUUUUAAAACGCUGUAGAAACGGUACCACCGCUCAAAAUGACGUCGAAUUUGUAAAAAUUAUUAUUGUUGCAGGGGGAAAUGUCAUGGGACAAAAAGAAGUAAAUAAGUAAAUGGCAUCGCCUACAAAUGCCAGAUGAUUCGCAAUACGACGGUUGUGGUUUCAGUUUCUCAAUGUACGUGACUAUACAAGUUCGGCAGGCAACAGUUGUGGCACUGUUAGUUAAGUAAGGCCAUUCACCACGGCAAGGUCGUACCACAUAGGAUGGGAAAAUCGGUUUUUAAUUGCCAUGGGGCCUAAAACCGCCCAAAAAGCAAAAUGACAUAUUUUGAUUCUCCUGAGGCCAAAACCCGCAUACAAAGCAAAAUGACAUUUGUUUCUAAUUGUCGUGAGACUGGCGCAAGAGAUGUUCAGCAAGUACGCUGUCUACCGUUUUCUGCCACAAGUUGAAAUCGAGAAGCAGCAUGUUCCACAACAUACCGAAGUGUCUCAGGGGUCAAGUUCAGAAUGCGUUGCGCAAUGCGCGGCUUCAGUUCAGCUACGUUCCUAGUUGUAACACUGAAGACAACAUCUUUCAGAUGACCUCGCAGCCAGAAGUCACACGGAUUAAAAGCAGAUGAUCUGGAGGGCCAGGCUGUACGGAAACGAUGGCGGAUAAUUCCAUCAUGUCCGAAAUGGCUCUGCAGCAGCUGCUUCACUGGCUGUGCCGUAUGCGGAGGAGCGCCAUCUUGCAUGAAAAUGAUCCUACCCUCACACCAACGCUGUCGGGGGGUUGGAAUGACAUUGGUGCACAAAAGACUCUCACAGCGUUUACCACUGAUGUUUCAGGUAACAGGGCUCGCAGGAUCAUUUCCUGGAAGAAAUACGGCCCUACGACAAACGAUGCCGUCAAUCUGCACCACACAGUCACCUUCCUAGAAUGAUGUGGUAUCGGUUGAUGUGCCCAAACUCUGCAGUUAUGCUUACUGACAUGUUCUUGAAGAUAGAAAUGGGCUUCGCCUGUUCACACAUUGUCUAUGGCCAUUCACUCUCCUCUUCCAAGCCAGCAAGAAACUCCAAAGCAAACGUUUCUCUUGCUGGCAGGUCAGCAGGAAACAAUUCCCUAAUAUGGGUGAUUUUGUAUGGACAGCGAUGCAUGAUGUUUUGUAGGACUUUAUGCACCGUGCCCGCAGGCAUGUCCAGCGUUCGAGAAAUUUCCCAAGCACUGCAUGUUCGCACACUCCGCUCGAUCCCUCCUGCAAUGGCCACAUCUUCGACAGACGUCAGAUAAACUGCUUUCCUUCCUCUGGACAUUGCACUUGAAAAGAACUUGUCUUUUAGAAUUUUGUAACUUUUUCUCGACACACUUAACAGACAUGGGAUCAAUGCGUUUUUUUCAUACUCUUGAGUGUCUGCAGGGCUACUGGGGCACAGUCACCGUUCUUGUAAAAGAGGCUUACCAGUAAACUGAGGAACAUCCAUGCGCCGCGUAUCGGGUUGAUGUGCAUAUGCUGACGCUUACAGCGCCAUCUAUUGGUCCAGUUUUCAUAAAUUUGUUUUUAUUCCAUGACGUUUUCUCCUUAUCAAUAAUAUACUGUUCAAAUUUAACGUCAUUCUAUGCAGUAGUUCUCUUUCUACAGCGUUUUCAACCUGAACUUUAGUUACGGACACCCUGUACAUCUCUCCUCACGUCAACACGCAACUUAUUGCAACGCAACAAGUUCCCACAUUUCCUCCUUCGAACUCCUUCGAACCCACUUCAUUAACUGCAGAAUUAAGUCCUAUCAUAUGAGCACAGUCUAAACUAAAAGUGUUCAGAAGUACCUGAUUUCAUAAUACGCCUGGAACCUUUUCGUGAUUUGAAGAGAGCGUUUUGAAGUUUACGUGAGUAAGUUACAAGCACUCUACAUGACAACGUACCUGAAGCCCAGAACCGAAAAAUCUUAUCCAUUUUCGAUUAAACUUCUUAGAAACUUGAAAUUCCUAAGAAACUCGUGGUAAGUUCACUUCCAAUCCUUGUCAAACUAGGCCUGUAAGUAAGUUAAUGGGUCUAUAAGUUAAUAAUUAAAUUGUAAUAGAAUUAUUUCUCCACUGUAAUUGUAAAAAAGAUCUAUAGAUGAAUAAAGCUACUUCUACUGCUACUACUACUAUACGAACCAUGAGUAAUCUUUUAGGAAAUUAGGCCAUGAAGGAUAUUACUUUCAUAACUGGCCAAGUCAAGAGGUAAUUUGUUUGAAAAGUUAAUAAGUGUGAUCUAUUUUAAGUUAUUUUCCCAAAUGGGUUAAAUUGAAACACAAUCGUAAAAAUAUAGCCACUGAAAAUAUUGUUAUCUUGUAGUUUAAUGCAUGUGUACUCUUCUUACUCUUGUUCCCCUUUAAAAAUUAGUGGAUAACUUGACCAUCUCUGAAU
Schistocerca piceifrons (Central American locust) is the source of this 4439-nucleotide messenger RNA. Its product is annotated as esterase FE4-like. The transcript is spliced from 10 exons. The record is from RefSeq and is a predicted model, not a curated record. The coding region runs from base 1 to 1629 and encodes 542 amino acids. NCBI's taxonomy places the organism in Eukaryota, Metazoa, Arthropoda, Insecta, Orthoptera, Acrididae.